AUGCAGUCUUCUGGUUUAAAUGCAUCAGUAAUUAUUACAUGCUCUGAUUGCGGACGUCUCAAUGCUUUGAACUCGGGUUGGUGUUCGAAUUGUGGGUGCCUAUUUGUAAGCAGUGGUAUUUUCCCCGGUAAAGAGUCUCUACCUUCUUACUUUGCCUCUCAAGAUUUCCGACAGUUUAAUUGUACAUCCUCCUACUCCCCAUGUGACUGUGGCGGAUGCUGUUCUUUAAUGCAUCAGCCUUCUCUUCUUCCUCUGGAGCAAAAGAUUCCAUUAAGUAGGGAAUCACCAUCAUAUGUUUCGAUGAAGGCUGCAUCCAGUUCACUAGGUGCAGACAAGGGUCAUCCGUCUCUAAUGCCGCGCAUGCAACCUUUGAAAAAUGCGUCGGAGGAGAUUGUCAACUAUCCCUUGCAGUUUAUUUUUGGUGGUCAGCCCGUAUGUCUGAAGAAUUUUUGGUGCUGUUCUCGUCAGCGAAGCGUCUCCGGUCCAUGUGACGCUGUUCCGAAUUUCGCUCGAAACUUUCAAGAUCACUCUUGGGAGGGUAAUUCUGCUUGCAGUUCAUUUUCUUCGGAUUCGCCUAGUUGUGAAAAGUUUUCGCCAAAUUAUCCUUAUUUCUCUAGCAUGAACCCGAAAUUUUUUGCGUCAUGUCAAAGUACGAAUGAGCUGCCUCUCUAUUAUCAUAAUGGGCAGUCCGGUAAUCAGAGUAUUAGCCAACUUUCGGAAUUAUUCAUGGGCUGUAGUACAAUGUCGCAGGCAUUCGCAUUUCCAUUAGGACAACAGUCAAGUAGCUUUUUGGCAAAUAAUCAAUCACACGAUAUUGCUGACUUUAAUAAAAGACGAGGUCAAAAUCAAAGGCAGGUCUGCGGUUUUCGCAACAGGAGAUCGAACAAAAAAAGUGCACGGUACCACUCGGAUCGGAUUGUUCAUCGUUGUGCUUUACAGCCUUGCCCAAAACGUGCUUUUAUACUUACCCACACUUCGCCUUCUAGGCAAGUGGAUUCAGUUUCUUUGGGAAGGCAGCGGAAGUCGAGGCAACGCUCUUUGGGUAACGUUGCAGAAACCGCUGCUAUUAGUAGCCCGGGGGAUCCCUUACGAAACUCUUUGCAGCAAGAAUCGAAGGUUUCUGAUUUCUUCGAUCCUUCGUCGGCCAAAGUUUAUCCUCCUGAUGGCCUUAUAUCGUGUGACAGUGACACCACUUCCGAUUUGAAGUGGCUUAGACUUCCCACUGAGCUGUGGCACAACAUUGUGCGACUACUCCCCUAUGCAGAUCGCGCCUCUCUCGCAAGGACCUGUCGUAAAUUUAGCGUCAUUGUCGCAGAUCGCUACAAUUGGCGCAUUAUUCGGCUGGAUCGGUAUCAACAUCUCACUGACUCCGGGUUGGCAAUGAUAGGGCGGAAAAAGCCGCGGCAGCUACACUUAACGUACUGUCGCGGAGACGCUGUCACCAACUGGGGUGUAGACCAACUGUUCAUGGGUUGCGGAGGGAGCCUUGAGUCUUUCUCCUUCAUCGGUUGCUCAAAGGGCGCCUUUCAGGGUGAUUAUCCGUUGUUGGCGUCUGCAUCGCGAUGUCCCAACCUCUGCCACAUUGACGCCAGCUACGCGCAUACUGUUCGCGACCAGACUGUGCGUGCCAUUGCGGAAGGUUCAGUUGCUCUUAAGACCCUCCUUCUCAAUGGCGCUCAGCACAUCUCUAACUCGGCCAUCGAGCAUCUUGUGCGACACCAAAAACACACUCUAUUGCCUCUGCUGGCCUCGUUAGAUCUACGAGGUACGCAGAAGUUGGUUACUGAUACAAUUCUCUCGCGGCUGGCAAAAGAGUGUCCACUGCUAGAGGAAGUGGUUCUUGCAAAUAUGUCCUCGCUGACACGCGAGGAGGGUGUCGUAACGAUGCUGCACCAGCUGCCACGGUUGCGCGUGCUCGACCUUUGCGGCCUUGCAGUUGUCGGAGAUAACAGUCUUCAAGCCCUUGCUACCAGUUGCCCCCUCCUCGAGGAACUUGAUAUCUCUUGCACCUCCGUCACAGAAGUCGGACUUCUAUGUUUGGCAAACGCCCCAGCGAACAGUCUCAGGUCUCUGAGGAUCAGCUUUUGCCCUCGAAUUACAGCCAAUGCCAUUGAAAAAUUAGUCGGCUCAUGCCCCAAGCAAGUUAUCCUCAUUUUAUGCAAUCCCUUAAAGUCGCUGAAUCACACACCAGAAUUUGAACAGUACUGCGAGGAAGCAAUGAACACUGUGGCUGUUUUCCCAAUUUACAUUAUCCUUUCAGGCUUACGCACUUGUCGCUUUACGGUUUUUCGUGGAUCAAAAAGUGGAAUUUCCUCUUUGAUCUUCGCCCCAAUCUGGUUAUCCAGACCGAGACGCAAUGCAUCAAACCCACAAAAACAUAGGGGAUGGGAGAAUAGUUUCAGCCUACAUGGGCUCUUGCAGUCCCUUCUUAUCCAAAUACUCACUGAAGUGCGCUAG
Hydatigera taeniaeformis is the source of this 2457-nucleotide messenger RNA. The record is from the annotation of a GenBank genome assembly. NCBI's taxonomy places the organism in Eukaryota, Metazoa, Platyhelminthes, Cestoda, Cyclophyllidea, Taeniidae.